Molecule: messenger RNA, 1335 nt
Organism: Moesziomyces antarcticus
Lineage: Eukaryota; Fungi; Basidiomycota; Ustilaginomycetes; Ustilaginales; Ustilaginaceae
Product: DNA-directed RNA polymerase
Exons: 4
Coding region: 1-1335 (444 amino acids)
Biological process (GO): DNA-templated transcription
Cellular component (GO): RNA polymerase I complex; RNA polymerase III complex
Molecular function (GO): protein dimerization activity; DNA-directed RNA polymerase activity; DNA binding
Source: RefSeq, a predicted model, not a curated record
AUGGCGAGGGUGGGUGCGGCGAUGGCGGCCGAGGUGAAGGACGGUGGGGUCGAUGCCGAGAUUGGCGAGAGCCGUGGCGUCGAUGGCGGCGUGGGCGGUGACAACGGGGGGGCUACGCAACGAGACCAACAGUCACGAAGGAAUAUUGGAUGCGAAGCGUGUUCGAGCUGGGAUUGCGAGGUGGAUGCAGUGGCAGAGGCGGAUGCCUCCCUGAGCAAAGGCGAGGCGAGGCGAGGCGAGGCGAACCCAGUGAAGGGCCUGGGUGAGGGCUCAGCCUCAGCCUCGCCAGUUUGGGGAUUCGAGGGCCUCUGCCCUGGCGCCGCCUCGAGCUCGAAUCACGACACGCUGUUCCCUCCCUUUUCCCACCCUCUGCCACCACUCGCGCGCGCUGCUCAGGAUCGAGCUCAGCCGACACUGGCCUGGUGCUGCUUCGUCGGCGCCGACCGUCCAAGACGCGCCGUCGCCGAUAGCCAGCCGGCCAGCCGUCCUGGAUUUUCGAUCGGAAAAUCCCAUUUCGAUCGGGUGCGGUGCAAUUUCUCGUGCGAAAACACUCGCCCUCGAUCAGCUACCCGAGGCGGCAAAAAGGUGGAGUGUUGGAAGAAAGUGCUCUCCGAAAAUUUUGGGUCAGUCUCGAGGCAACCAACCGCCAUACGAGCUCAAUCAUCCUCCCUCUUCACCUCAACACCCUUCCCCUUCUCUAUCCGUCGCUGGUUCGCACUGCUUGGCAACAUGUCGAACCCCAACCUCGCCGAGGUGAUGGGAGAUGGUCCUGCCUCCAUCGCCGACAAGCUCACCCUGCUUCCUGGCUACGAGCCCGACUUCUCCGCCGUUACCUUUUGCCUCAAGGAGGAGGACCACACGCUCGGCAACUCGCUCCGAUACAUGAUCAUGAAAGACCCCCGAGUCGAGUUCUGCGGUUACAGCAACCCGCAUCCUUCGGAAAACAAGAUCCACCUCCGCGUCCAGAUGUAUGGCGUGCAUCUCGAAGCGGUGGCAGCGUCAUCGUCGUCGUCGAACGGAGCCACAAUGAUGCAGUUCGCUGACUCUUUUUCCACGCUUGCUUUCUUGAUCAUGCGAUUUGUAGACCGCGCUUCGGCUCUGGAUGCGCUGCGUGACGCGAUCGAGAACCUGGACCAGCUGUUCGCUGCCAUCGGCGAGGCGUACGAGAAGAACCUCAGCGCGGGCAACUACGAGAAGCACGUGGAGCCCAAGAUCGACCACGACGCGCUCGCGAUCCUCGCGGAAGAAGGCAAGAAGCGUCGUGCCGAGGAGCAGGCCAAGCUGGCCGAGUCGCGCGCGCAAGCGGCUGCCGCAGCUGCCGGUCGCCCCAUGUAA